Messenger RNA from Argiope bruennichi, 696 nucleotides. RefSeq lists its product as uncharacterized. Lineage: Eukaryota; Metazoa; Arthropoda; Arachnida; Araneae; Araneidae. The record is from RefSeq and is a predicted model, not a curated record. The coding region runs from base 1 to 696 and encodes 231 amino acids. The transcript has a single exon.
AUGAUCACGGUUCUCUGCGACUGUGAAUCGAUAAUCAACUCGAGACCUCUCACCUAUAUUUCAGAAAGAGAUACAGAUUUUGUUCCACUGUCACCAUCAUUAUUCCUACAAGACAUUAGAGAAGUUGGAGUGCCCGACUGUGAUGCAGCAGAUCACAAAAGCCUAAAUAAAAGGAUAAAAUAUCGUCUUGCUUUGCAAAAGGACCUUAGGAAAAGAUUCAGGUCUGAGUAUUUAGGCUCGUUAAUUCAAAGGCCAAAGCUUCAAAAUAAGUCGAUUAUUUCUGUCGGUGAUGUUGUUCUUGUAGGAAACGAUAAUCAGAAGCGUAUCAACUGGCCCUUGGGACGUGUGACAGAAAUCAUCCCCGGAAAAGAGGGAAUUACCAGACUCGUGAGACUUAAAACAGCCCGUGGAGAAAUACUAAGACCGAUUCAACGACUGUUUCCAUUGGAGAUAACUUAUGAUGUGGCUAAGGAUGUCAGAGCUAAAGUGCAACAAGAGCAAGUUACUCCUAAAGUGCAACAACAGCAAGUUACUCCUAAAGUGCAACAACAGCAAGUUACUCCUAAAGUGCAACAAGAGCAAGCUGCUCAUGAAGUGUCGCAGACACGAGUAUUAGAUCCUGAAGGUCCCAUUUCAGAAACUGUCAAAACUCGAUCUGGAAGAAUCGUACAUGGACCAAAAAGACUCGAUUUGUGA